This is a messenger RNA of Quercus lobata, 2745 nucleotides long. RefSeq lists its product as uncharacterized. The coding region runs from base 1 to 2745 and encodes 914 amino acids. The record is from RefSeq and is a predicted model, not a curated record. Gene Ontology annotation, molecular function: catalytic activity. The transcript is spliced from 4 exons. NCBI's taxonomy places the organism in Eukaryota, Viridiplantae, Streptophyta, Magnoliopsida, Fagales, Fagaceae.
AUGAAUCUUUUAGCAUGGAACUGCCGGGGGCUUGGGAACUGCCGUGCAGUUCAAGAGCUUGUAGACAUUGUACAAGCGCAAGGUCCCAAGAUCGUGUUUUUGUCGGAAACAUGGUCAGAUAAAGAUUGGAUGGAAUGGGUUCAAUGUCAGUUGAAGUUUGAUGGAUGUUUUACUGUCCCAAGUGAAGGGAGGGGCAGUGGGUUAGCACUCUUGUGGAAAGAAGAAGAUGUGGUUUGGGUUGAUAGUUUCUCACAGUACCAUAUUGACGCGUUAGUGCAUGGCGGUUCGGAUAAUAGAUGGCACUUGACUGGCUUCUAUGGUGAACCGAAAACGAAUAGAAGAUCUGAGGGAUGGGACAUGCUUUGUAUGUUGAAUUCUAAACCAAAGCUCCCAUGGUGCUGUCUUGGAGAUUUCAAUGAGUUAUUGGAGGCUAAGGAAAAAAGAGGUGGUGCACAACGGUCCCAUAAUCUCAUGCAGUCCUUCCGAGAUGGUGAAUGGAUUUGGGAGCGUCUAGACCGAGGGAUGGCAAACUAUGAUUGGUUAGCUCGUUUUCCGACGGGUAGAAUCACUCAUUUGAAUUGCUACACAUCGGAUCAUAGACCAUUAUUAUUAUCUCUUAAUCCAAACGGGGAAAAACAGAAGUGGAAGCGAAAGCCAUUCUGGUUCGAAGCUAUGUGGGUCACUAAUCCGAAAUGUGGGAAUACGAGAUCUCGGGUUCAAUGGAUUAAAAGUGGUGACAAGAACACUAGAUUCUUUCAUGGGACAGCCACCAAUAGGAAGCGAAGGAAUUUUAUUAAAGGGCUACGUGAUGCUGAGGGUGUUUGGGUAUCUGAGGAAGCUACCUUUACAAAAAUUUUGGUUGAUUUCUAUGGCGAACUUUUCACAACAUCUAACCCGCAAAAUCUAGAAUUUGUUUUAGAGGGGAUUCAAGAAGUUGUUUCCAGGGAUAUGAAUUCAAAACUCACAGCUCCAUACAAGGCUGAGGAGGUUGAAUUAGCAAUAAAAGAAAUGGCUCCUUUGAAAGCUCCUGGCUCGGAUGGCAUGCCCCCUUUAUUUUAUCAGACUUACUGGACGGAAGUUGGUAUGGAUAUUACUCAAGCUGUUUUAUCAUGUCUUAAUUUUGGCUCUAUUUUAAAAUCCAUAAAUCAUACGUUUAUUACUUUAAUUCCAAAAGUAAAAAAUCCGGAGAGAGUCUCUGAAUUUAGACCAAUUAGCUUGUGUAAUGUGAUCUAUAAAAUUGUCAGUAAAGUCAUUGCAAAUAGGCUUAAACCUCUCCUUAACAGUAUCAUAUCUGAAACCCAGAGUGCUUUUAUAGCUGACAGAUUGAUUACUGAUAAUGUGUUGAUUGCCUUUGAAUCUCUCCAUCACAUGAAAACUUGUUGCUCAAGGAAGACAGGUUUUAUGGCUUUAAAAUUAGAUAUGAGUAAAGCCUAUGAUCGGGUGGAGUGGGCUUUCCUAGAGAAAAUUUUACUGAAGAUGGGUUUUCAAAAUUCUUGGGUAUCUCUGAUCAUGGAAUGCAUUACUACGGUGUCAUACUCUAUUUUGAUAAAUGGUGAGCCACAAGGAAUGAUUGUCCCAACAAAAGGACUAGGACAAGGGGAUCCUCUAUCCCCUUAUCUCUUCCUCUUUUGUGCUGAAGGUCUAAAUGCGCUUCUUAGGAGAGUAGCUGAUGAUGGACAGAUUCAUGGUUUCUCUAUUAGUAGGCGUGGCCCAAAGCUUACGCAACUCUUUUUUGCAGAUGAUUGCUUACUAUUCUGCAGGUCUACACUAGCAGAGUGCGACAAAAUAAAGGAGUUGUUGGCAGUGUAUGAAGCAACUUCAGGCCAGAUGGUGAACCAGGAUAAAACCACUCUCUUCUUCAGUAGCAACACAGAUGAAGCAACUCAGGAAGCAAUAAAGGGGUCACUUGGUCUUCCGGUAAUUCAACAUUAUGAGAAAUAUCUGGGUCUACCUUCCUUUAUAGGGAGGGGGAAGAAAGCAAGCUUUACCCAAAUCAAAGAACAAGUGUGGGCAAAAAUGCAAGGGUGGAAGGAAAAGUUACUCUCUCAAGCUGGGAAAGAGGGGCAUGGUGAGAGAAAAAAGUUACAUUGGGUGAAGUGGAGUACAUUGUGCUCUUCCAAAUCUAUUGGGGGUAUGGGUUUUAGGGAUAUCCAAAAUUUUAACAAGGCAAUGCUUGCUAAGCAGAGCAGAGUGUUCUCGCCUAGGAAUGAUGCAAGGGUUGAGAAGGUGUGUGAUUUGUUUUAUCCCAAUUCAAAAAUAUGGGAUCCUAGGUUGAUUCAACACACUUUCUACCCUUGGGAAGCAGAGAAGAUCAUGAGGAUACAUGUUAGUGCUGUGAAUAUAGAGGACACGCUGGUUUGGCCAUUAUCUCCGGAUGGCAAAUAUUUGGUUAAGUCUGCAUACAGAAUGUCGGCGGCGGAAGUUACCAAUGGACUUCCUUCUUUGUCGAGUGGGGCGUGUUCCUUACUGUGGAAGCGCAUCUGGAAAAUUCAUGCGCCACAAAGGAUCAAGCAUUUUAUCUGGCAUGCGGCAAAGGACUCUCUUCCUACAAAACAAAAUCUAGUCCGACGACAGAUUCCUGUGGACGUGACUUGCUUCUUGUGCGAGGAUUAUCAAGAAACGCUCUUGCAUGCAUUAUGGCUGUGUCAUCAAGCCAAGUCGGUCUGGAAAACAAAUUCUAGAUUUUCAGAGUUGUAUCGGAAAGCCCAUAGGAGUUUUGUGGAUCUUCUUGACUCUGUUUUUUAG